AUGCGGAAGAAUGUACCUGGUAUUGAUGAAAUACCUUGGACAGAACAUAUCUGCCCCAUUACAAUUGCGCCACGAGAGCGAGCAGCCUACCUCGAGUUGUUCAUGCAGUUAAUGUCUCAGAAUCUAAAGCUGCGUAGAAACGGAAGAGGCCUAUACGACUCUUCUGCAAUGUCUCGAAAUGAUGUUAUACUGGGAAAUAGCAGCGGACCCGAAGAAGCGCUGAUAAAAUGCUCUUCCCAUUUUGUACCCCUCGAAAGGGUAAUGGGCAAACGAUUGAUUGAUAAAACAAGGGGUAUCAAAAUGGACGAUUCUGCAAGGCCGCCCAACGCAUGCAGCAAUGUGGAAAGUGGUGAUGGAAAGGAUUUAAAGUCACCUGUAACAGAUCUCACCUCACUCUGCUCGAGUGAGGAAAACGCAAGAGAUCGACAGCUCUAUGAUCUUACAAUAGAUAUAAUUGAUAAACUCAGACAUGCUUUUUGGUUGCGAUCCAAAAUUGAAAAUACAACACAUUUCGAUACACUGAUAAAACAUUUGGAGAGGAAUGGGGCUGGUGACCUAGGGGUUACCUCAUGUUUUCGCAAAGCAAUUUCCGCUGCGCGCACAGCACAAACAUCUGAAGAUGGACAAUGCUACUAUUUAACAGCUCAAGAGAAAAAACAAAACCCAGCAGACAUUCGCCUUGAAUUUCCCAAAACGCCAUCAGAAUUUAUUAGUGACCUUAACACUUGCACUGACAGCUUGCGGAGACUUCUUGAAGAAGCCCUGGUUCGUGUAAGAGCUGCUAGGCUUUUCGUUGUCGUCCGGGCACUCCAGGGCCGGCAGCCAGAAGAUGUGUUUGCUUGCUCCUCAUGUUUCCGGCGGCUCACCAACCUAACUUCACUUACCAUCCUUGGUGAAUGCGGGCAUGCUUUUUGCGAAGCCUGCAUCGAGAUUGCCAGAGUUGAGGAAACGUGUCGUCUUCCUGCAUGUAGUGGUGGCGCAGAAGCUUUUCGGAUGAUCAAUUACUCUGACAUUGCCUUCAUCAACAACAGACUCACCGACAACAAUGCCAAUGGCGAAAAGUGGCAAGAGUACGGUGGGACAAAACUUCUAGAGUUGACAAGGCUAGUACAAGAUACCGAGAGGAUCGCAGAAGACGAACAGGUGCUACUUUUCAUACAAUUUCCAGAUCUCAUGGAAGCCGCUUCUGCUGCGCUGCAGAAAGCGAACAUUCCUCAUCUCAUGAUCUCCGUCAACGAUCGAACGUCCUCGUCUAAGAUAGCAGAAUUCCAGACUAGGGCUGAAAAGGUUGGGAGCAAGGUUCUCAUCUUGCACCUAGGAGAUGUGUCAGCGUCUGGAUUAAACCUUCAAAACGCAAACCACGUUAUCUUUUUCCACCCCCUAUUCACGAAAUCACAGUACGAUUACAAUUCGGGAAUGGCACAGGCAACUGGUCGGUCUCGACGCUACGGUCAACAGAAGCAUGUGCAUAUAUACCACUUCCUUGCGCUAAAAACGAUUGAGGUAAAUAUUUUUGAGCAGCGUCGACGGGAGCGGUUGGUGAAAAGAGAUGGCGGAUUUCUCUCUUUGUCAAGUGAUGAUGUUUUGUUGCCCACGGACGAGGUUGAAUGGAAGGGGAGUUCGUUGGAUGGUAGUAAUGCUUCUGAAGUCUGA
Messenger RNA from Histoplasma mississippiense, 1653 nucleotides. RefSeq lists its product with no specific name. The transcript is spliced from 4 exons. NCBI's taxonomy places the organism in Eukaryota, Fungi, Ascomycota, Eurotiomycetes, Onygenales, Ajellomycetaceae. The record is from RefSeq and is a predicted model, not a curated record. The coding region runs from base 1 to 1653 and encodes 550 amino acids.